Perkinsus marinus ATCC 50983 is the source of this 315-nucleotide messenger RNA. RefSeq lists its product as hypothetical. Lineage: Eukaryota; Perkinsozoa; Perkinsida; Perkinsidae. The annotation marks the transcript as partial. The transcript has a single exon. The record is from RefSeq and is a predicted model, not a curated record.
AUGUUCGGUCAACCCGACGACACUGGCAAUGCCCCAGAGAAGGUAUGGCAUACCCCGCCAUCUGUGAUGCAGCAGCACUCACUGCUGGGAACUCAUUUCUCAAGCGGUACCCCGGCUCCCACUUUUGCUGGCCACGAAAAUGGACCGCCGAACGCUCCCAACCUAGCAGUAGCGGCUGAUCCCCGUUCGCACUCAUCCGAUGAUGUUGUCCCCCACGGCUACCGUUCUUCGCUCGGUGAUCAUCUUAAUGGAUCUUCGUCCCCUUCUGCCACUGGCGUCGGUUCUUUGUAUCGAGGUUUGAGCGCCCUAUCGAAG